Messenger RNA from Oncorhynchus nerka (sockeye salmon), 6260 nucleotides. RefSeq names its product calcineurin subunit B type 1. Bases 3561 to 4118 code for a protein of 185 amino acids. Gene Ontology annotation, molecular function: calcium-dependent protein serine/threonine phosphatase regulator activity; calcium ion binding; phosphatase binding. Gene Ontology annotation, biological process: calcineurin-mediated signaling; protein dephosphorylation. Gene Ontology annotation, cellular component: calcineurin complex. The transcript has 5 exons. The record is from RefSeq and is a predicted model, not a curated record. Lineage: Eukaryota; Metazoa; Chordata; Actinopteri; Salmoniformes; Salmonidae.
UUUCCCUCUUAUCUAUUUGAGCUACACUCGUGGAUUGUAUACACGGACAGAAUGGUACCCGGCGCUGUCUGGUAUAUGCUGUUGUGCCCGUGUAAUUGAAUCAUCCUUCAUUGUCUCCAUGUUGGACUACUACAGAAGGGAUUUUGGGGGCUGGAAAAGAGUGCAUAAGGAUCACUUUCUGGCUUAUAUUGAUUUGUCUUCAAUUAAUUUUCCAUAUAGUGAAUACGGUUCUUGGGGUAGAGAUAUGAAAUUACCAAUGCUUAAGCACCUGUUGCCUGGUAGUCUCACAUAGCCAUCCAAAACGCCUAGAAUGGGCCGCUUAAUUAAGCGGCUACAUUUUGAUUGGAUGUUAGAUUUCAAGAACCCUCCCCCAUAUGCCUGUAGAAAGGCGCUGCGUGUUUUAUGUUUUCCACUUUGGUAGGACACAUUUUGCAGAGAGUUGUUCCGUAUGCUAGUUUGCAACAUUGCAUAAAAUGGAAGAAACCCUAGAGAAGAAACUGAAUUACGUUUUGCUAGAAGUGUGCUCUAUACACACAAUCGAGCCGAUGAAGCCAUUACAACUUCUCUGCAUGAACACUCUACAAAAACAAAAGAAGAAUUUAUAAGUGGGCAUCUUUUUUUGAGCUCCGCCCAAGCAAGGCAUUUGAUUGGUUUGACAAGUGAGACGUCACUGUUUCCAACAAAUUUUUUGCUACUUUCUACCAUUUGACUUUCCGUCUAGGGAAGCCUAGUACUCCAUGAAGCUAUUUGCCCGAAAACAAGUGUGGUAUAAAUUGAACAGGUUCUAGCGUUUGUAAAAUAAAAAUGCUUUAUGUAUCCAUCUAGCUGGAAGCAAGCAUGAAUAUUAACCAAGAACCAAGCAAAAUUGACAAUAGUUUUAAAAUAGAUGUUCUACUUCUCUUUUGCCGGAGUUGAAUUGAAGCAUUUUGUUUGAAUCUGUGUCAUUUUAGAAUUAAUGCUGACCUUGAAAUCAGCGUUUGGAACUGAAGCACCCCCUGGCACUGAGGAAUCUCCUAUGUCUUUAUUGAGCAAUGCCCUGCCCACGUUGUAAGGUGCUGCUAACAUUGUUGUCUCACCCUACAACAGGAAUUCGGGGUGACUGGGAAAUAUCUAAUGGCCGCAAACUAAGCUGUAUAUGUCAUAAAAGCCAGUUCAUUCAUAAAGGCCGGCCACUUAGCCAUGCUAUGCCCAAGGGAAUGCUCACAUAUAGAUGUAGAAGGGCAUCAGUUUUCAGUGUAGUGCUGUAUUGGCAGCGCACACACAGCCACCAUAGUAUUACUGGAGUUCGUGACACCCCACUCACUUGUUGUGGUACAUCUAGUGGUGGGUCUCGGUUAUGGCAGCAGUUGGUUCCUACUUGUUAAGCCUGUCAUCAUGGUACAACGCUGCUGACUAAGACACAACUGGCAUGUUGAGGUGCCCAGAGGAGCGUCUCAGCAAACCCAACCCGUAUCGGAUCAGAGAGAAACUUGGGAUUGUCUGUAACUGUCAAAUAAAGCUGACCUAAAAGACUGUGUCUGUAGAUAUGAAUUGUGCCACUAAGACUGAUAGAAAUAGCUUGCUAUUUACAAUGAGACUCAGCAGGUGAUUUAAUACUAGUGCGCGACUGGAACAUUUAUCAUAUACACUACCGUUCAAAAGUUUGGGGUCACUUAGAAAUGUCCUUGUUUUCCAUGAAAACAUACAUUAAAUGAGUUGCAAAAUGAGUAGGAAAUAUAGUCAGGACGUUGACAAGGUUAUAAAUAAUGAUUUUUUUUAUUGAAAUAAUAAUUGUCCUUCAUAAUUGUCCAUUUGCAGCAAUUAUGGUCUUACAGACCUUUGGCACUCUAGUUGUCAAUUCGUUGAGGAUAUCUGAAGAGAUUUCACCCCAUGCUUCCUGAAGCACCUCCCACAAGUUGGAUUGGCUUGAUGGGCACUUCCUAUGUACCAUACGGUCAAGCUGCUCCCACAACAGCUCAAUAGGGUUGAGAUCCGGUGACUGGCCACUCCAUUAUAGACAGCAUACCAGCAGACUGAUUCUUCCCUAAAUAGUUUGUGCAUAGUUUGGAGCUGUGCUUUGGGUCAUUGUCCUGUUGUAGGAGGAAAUUGGCUUCAAUUAAGCGCCGUCCACAGUGUAUAGCGUUGCAAAAUGGAGUGAUAGUCUUCCUACUUCAAGAUCCCUUCUACCCUGUACAAAUCUCCCACUUUAGCAUCACCAAAGCACCCCCAGACCAUCACAUUGCCUCCACCAUGCUUGACAGAUGGCGUCAAGCAUCUUUUCAUUUUUUAGGAUCAGAAUACCUCAAAUUUAGAUUUGUCUGUCCAUAACACUUUUUUUCCCAAUAUUCCUUUGUCCAGUGUCUGUUCUUUUGCCCAUCUUAAUCUUUUCUUUUUAUUGGCCAGUCUGAGAUAUGCCUUUUUCUUUGCAACUCUGCCUGGAAGUCCAGCAUCCCGGAGUUGCCUCUUCACUGUUGAUAUUGAGACGGGUGUUUUGCGGGUACUAUUUAAUGAAGCUGCCAGUUGAGUACUUGUGAGGCGUGUGUUUCUCAGACUAGACACUCUAAUGUACUUGUCCUCUUGCUCAGUUGUGCACCGGGGCCUCCCACUCCUCUUUCUAUUCUGGUUAGAGCCAGUUUGCGCUGUUCUGUGAAGGGAGUAGUACACCGCGUUGUACGAGAUUUUCAGAUUCUUGGCAAUUUCUCGCAUGGAAUAGCCUUCAUUUCACAGAAAAAGAAUAGACUGACGGUGUACUACUGAGCAAGAGGACAAGUAGAUUAGUGUCUAGUCUGAGAAACACACGCCUCACAAGUCCUCAACUGGCACUUUUUGAAGAAAGUGCUUUGUUUCUGGCCAUUUUGAGCCUGUAAUCGAACCCACAAAUGCUGAUACUUAACUGGUUUAAAGAAGGUCAGUUGUAUUGCUUCUUUAAUCAGUACAACAGUUUUCAGCUGUGCUAACAUUGCAAAAGGGUUUUCUAAUGAUCAAUUAGCCUUUUUAAAAUGAUAAACUUGGAUUAGCUAACACAACGUGCCAUUGGAACAUAGGAGUGAGGAUUGCUGAUAAUGGGCCCCUGUACGCCUAUGUAGAUAUUUCAUUAAAAAUGAUCCAUUUCCAGCUACAAUAGUCAUUUACAACAUUAACAAUGUCUACACUGUUUUUCUGAUAAAUGUUAUGUUAAUAGACAAAAAAUGUGCUUUUCUUUCAAAAACAAGGACAUUUCUAAGUGACCCCGAACUUUUGAACGGUAGUGUAUAUAGAAUUAAACAUAAAAAAAUGAUAUGGCGUUUAAACGCUAAACAGAGAACAGGAUCAAGCAUUGUGCACAGAGCAGCACCGGGGGAAAGGUUAAUUCUGUGAAGUCCCGCCCUCAUUACAGCUCACACUUAAGUCCACCUCAUGCUGUUGUGUCCACGUUACGAUUAAUGGAUAUCAGUCCAGUGAUUAGUGUGUUAACGAGGUGUCACAUGACACAAUGAAAGAGCUUAGAGUGGGGAUCCGAGAGGUAUGCUGCUACUGUAGCUCAAGGUUGGCCACCAGUAUCAAACUACACUAGGUGGGCGGUAGCUUGGGACGGCUAUGCUAUGGCCAGCGCUCGAAAGAAAUCGGGUAAGAAUCAAUCGGGGACAGGUGAAUCGAUUCUAAAGGCAGCAAAGGACCAUAACAGCAGAUUUGAUGCUGAUGAGAUUAAGAGGCUAGGAAAGAGAUUUAAGAAACUCGACCUAGAUAACUCUGGCUCCUUGAGCGUGGAAGAGUUUAUGUCCUUACCGGAACUCCAACAGAAUCCCCUUGUACAGCGAGUUAUCGAUAUAUUUGACACAGAUGGCAAUGGGGAAGUCGACUUCAAAGAAUUCAUUGAGGGUGUCUCCCAGUUCAGUGUCAAAGGUGAUAAAGAGAUGAAAUUGCGCUUUGCCUUCAGGAUCUAUGACAUGGACAAGGACGGCUACAUAUCCAAUGGCGAACUCUUCCAGGUCCUCAAGAUGAUGGUGGGAAACAACUUAAAGGACACCCAGCUCCAGCAGAUUGUUGACAAAACCAUCAUCAACGCAGACAAAGACGGCGAUGGGAGAAUAUCUUUCGAGGAGUUUUGUGCGGUGGUGGGAGGAUUAGACAUACACAAAAAGAUGGUUGUGGACGUGUGACUGACCUCACCUCAAAACACCUUUUCGCUUUCUUCUCCAUUUCUGAGGAUCUGCUCGAGGUGUCAUCCAGCAACGCUCUCUGUGUAUUUUUCAAUGGAAGUAUUUUCCUCUGUGAAGCCACCUUUUUUUUUUUCAACCCGAGCCUUCUGAAGCCAACCAUUUGUAAGUGUUAUUGAACAUGAAUUCUCUCAAUAACCCGGUGUAGCACUUUAAAAGCCUGAAGGACAGAUUUUUAUCGUUGAGUGAGUGUUUCAGUUUGGUGGAGGAAGGUUAGUGUGUUUCUUUUUCUUUCAUUUUGAGGCAGUUGGGAUUUUGUCAUAUUUAUUUUGGUCUUGGCUUUUUGGGGGGGAUGCGUGUAGUUAACUGUGAUGUACUUGAUUUCAACACAACACAAAAAUAGAGCAUGAAGUGCCAAUCAGAACAUAUGAUAAACCGGUUGAAUAUAAUGGUAUAUAUAUCGUCUAUCGAAAUUCGGUAGAAUUGCUUAUUUCAAUGUGCCCAAUGCACGAUUCAAACAAUCCAAUUUACAUUUUCAAGGCUAAUGCUUUUCCUUCUACUUUCACUCAAUAUUUUGAACAGCUAGGUUUAAGAUAGCUUUUUUUAAUAAGGGGGGUUGUGCACUAUACAUGUUUAUAUUGUCAGGGACAUCGAUCAUCUUGCUUUUGAAGAUGCAGUGGGUUAGAGGAAAUAAUAUUUACAUUUAUGCACAUACAAGCUUACGGUCUACUUCAAGGACAAGUCUUUUUUGAGUCACUGGUUGGUUCCGCGAAUAAUAAUCACCGUAGUCUCUUAUUCCAACAAAAAGCACGUCUUCAUUCUGGAUGGUAGGACAUCACAGGCCGUUAGAAUAAUGUGUUUUGUAUUUAUUGCUUUAACGUCGGCCAUGUCAAGUUACAGAUGUGGAUUGGUUACAGACUAUCAUAUAGAAGUAGAGAUGAGUGCUUUUGGUUUAAAUGUUUGUGAUAUGAUAAAUGUUUCAUAUAACUACAGGCAGAGCUGAGGUAACUUACAGUAAGUAGGCUAUAGUUGGGACAUUGAGGGAUGUUAAGUUGGUUAGGCUUAUGAGAGGCGUUGAUUUCAACGUACACAUUUUGCCUUCUCGACAAUGUAAUUUGCUUAUUUCAUGAACCUCUUUAAUUCGGUUUCUCAAACAUUGUAUGGACUCUUGCUGUGAGUUUUCGUAAUAGUGCAAGGUCACAGGUGUGCUGUCCCUCUUCCUCCCUACCUCUGACCAUUCUUUUUUUUUUUUUUUUGAGUUUUGUUGAAGAUGCAACCAACAAGGGCAUUUUAUUACAAAGCUACCAAUGUUUUUUUACACAGAGAUAAGGGACACGACAGAACAGGUUUUUAUUUGUAUCUAUACAUUUUAUUAAAUUAAACGUAUUUCAGUUUGAGGCUCUGCUUUUUUUGCUCAACUGAAUGCACCAACGGGCGGGUGAUCCUGUGCCGCACGCGCCCGCCAACCUCGUGCCGCACGACGAUGGUUCUUAUCAGAUCCUAAAAGGCCCUGAAGUCUUGUGAUGUGCUCGCAUGACACGGAGGGCUCUCUCUCUUGUUUUCCUUGUGCAUGUAGAUCCAUUUUUUUGAAAAGCUCUGUUUACAUAUGAAUCUUAAUGUUAAUAUAUUAUAACAUGAAUGAAAAUGACAUAUAUAUGGAUGUUGCCAAAAAAAAAAGAUUGGUAAAUGUUGAAUUAAUAUGGAAAUGACUAAAAGUAACUCCACUACAUGUACCUGUUAUUCUAAACAACUAUAAUCUUUUGGAUAUUUCUGUCACUUCUAUUCCAGCAAAGCUUCACUUAUGCCCCAGAGUAGACUACCAGCUCCGUUUCAGGUGGAAACCAUUCAAGAUAUUAGUUUUUCUGUAAUUUGUAGGUUUUUUUUAACAUAUAUUUGUUAUACACACGGUAGUAUUAGUGCUCCCUCCUUUUUUUUCUCUUUUUUUUUUAGGUUUGUGCUAAAUAUGUCCCCACUAUUGGAUGAAAGGGAUCUCUGUGUGUGUGUGUGUUUUAUUAUAGGGUGGAGGCAAAAACGGUUUCAGUCUUAGGUUUUACUUUUCUUCUUAUCCAUCUCUGCAUGCUGCAUCUGCUGUGGGAACCAUUGAAACUUCAUAUAUGAAAAAGAGAAAUAAAAGAUUUGAAAGUU